Messenger RNA from Columba livia (rock pigeon), 971 nucleotides. It is a transcript of the gene BTF3, whose product is annotated as basic transcription factor 3. The transcript has 6 exons. Lineage: Eukaryota; Metazoa; Chordata; Aves; Columbiformes; Columbidae. Gene Ontology annotation, cellular component: cytosol; nascent polypeptide-associated complex. The record is from RefSeq and is a predicted model, not a curated record. The coding region runs from base 20 to 655 and encodes 211 amino acids.
CCGGCCCGGGCGGCCGCGCAUGCGCCGCGGGGCGCGCGGGCCCUUUCUUCCGGCCGCCAUCUCGUUGUCGUCCGCGUGCUCCGCCCGGUCCAGCGCCCCGCCCGCGGCCCCGGCCUUUCCCCCGGCCUCUCCCCCGCUCCGGCCCCGCCGCCACAGCGCCGAGAAGAUGAAAGAAACGAUAAUGAACCAGGAGAAGCUCGCCAAGCUGCAGGCCCAAGUGCGCAUCGGGGGCAAGGGUACCGCCCGCAGAAAGAAGAAGGUUGUCCACAGAACAGCUACAGCAGAUGACAAGAAACUUCAGUUUUCUUUGAAGAAACUGGGAGUGAACAAUAUUUCUGGAAUUGAAGAGGUAAACAUGUUUACCAACCAAGGAACAGUCAUUCACUUCAAUAACCCCAAAGUUCAGGCGUCUCUGGCUGCUAACACUUUCACUAUCACCGGCCAUGCUGAGACAAAGCAGCUGACAGAAAUGCUUCCUAGCAUCUUAAACCAGCUCGGAGCUGACAGUCUGACCAGCCUGAGGAGAUUGGCAGAAGCCCUACCCAAGCAACCUGUGGAUGGAAAAGCACCACUUGCUACUGGUGAAGAUGAUGAUGAUGAAGUUCCAGAUCUGGUUGAAAACUUCGACGAAGCUUCAAAGAAUGAGGCAAACUGAACUAAGUGUCACUUUCUGAAUAAAGUUAAAACUUGAAAAAGCUAUAUGGAGCUGCUACUUUAUAUUGUGACUGCUUUUAUCUUAUUUUCUGAUGAGAUCUCAAGAUCUGUAAUAUUUGGAAACUCCUUGAACCUGCAGCUCUUUAGUUACUGCUUGUACACAAUAUUAUUUUUGUGGCCUAAUUGAACAAACCUGUGCUUUUAAAUAAGUCAGAUUGCUAAUGAAUUUCUGCCUAGACACAAUUUUUGAGUAACUUGUAUACAAGCAAAACUCUAUCUUUAAUGAACUUUGGCAUACAAUAAAAAUAUAAAAUAAA